GUAUAUAUGUGGACGUGUACGUAUAUGUACCACUCUUCCAUUUUCGCUCCAUGUUUGAUCACCAGGUGAGGACGUGUUCCAGAUCAGGGGUCAGAAUGGAUUACUGCAUAACUGCAUGGAUGCUCUCCCAGAGGUUUCUGGGAAACAGGAAGUGGACGAGACAGAAGAUCAUGUCCUGGAAAGCUUGUACCCCGUCUCCCCCACCAUCGACCUGCAGCAAGUCCACGUGUACAAGGAGGAGCUGAACUGCACUGGUUUCAGGGGUGACUACCCUUAUCCUCAUGCCCACACGCUGUACUUUCUGGAGGGAGCCGAUGCUGGCUGUAAGCUCCGGCCAGAGCAGUUCAGAGCCAAGAUGCUCAUGUUCACCUUUGGAAAUGCUCUGGUCCGUGCGCACACACUUUAUGGGAGCCAGCCCCAGCGUGUAUUAGAUCAUCCCAUAACAGUACAGGCAGUGGGGACCAACGGCAGAAUUUUCCAGUUUAUGGUCCUCCAGCUCAACACCACAGAUCUCUCAAGAGACGACGGCAUCAAGAACCAGGUGUGGCUGGAUGAAGAUGUUGAGCUCUAUGACUUUGCAAAAGUGCGACCACUCAUCAAGAAGAAGCAAGUAAAGGUAUGACCAAGAUCCACUUCUGUCUGUUGGUAACUGUGACUCACCAUGCUCAGUGUGACUUACAGCCACGUUCUUUCAACACUGUUGCCUCCUCAGCAAAUCAGAAACAUUACCAUUAUUUAAAGGGUGGGUCCAUUAUUAUUAUUAUUAUUAUUAUUUUUAGGUUUGUAUAUCAUUCUGUAGCUUCCCAGUGAUGUUCCUUAUGUAUUUAAAUUUUAGUAUGCAUGUUAAAGUGUCAAAAUGCUAUUUUCCGAAGCCUUUUAAACAAAACCUUUCCUCUAUGACAUUAUACUGGUUUCUGCAUGAUGAUACUACAUAUACAGUAUAUAGUCAGUGCAUACAGUACAUUAGAUGGAGGUCGGGACGCUCCCAGUUUGGAGAAGCAGACAGGAGAACACGGGCACUGUACUGCUGUG
Molecule: messenger RNA, 1032 nt
Organism: Anarrhichthys ocellatus (wolf-eel)
Lineage: Eukaryota; Metazoa; Chordata; Actinopteri; Perciformes; Anarhichadidae
Gene: mrpl37
Product: mitochondrial ribosomal protein L37
Exons: 4
Coding region: 116-622 (168 amino acids)
Biological process (GO): translation
Cellular component (GO): ribosome; mitochondrion
Molecular function (GO): structural constituent of ribosome
Source: RefSeq, a predicted model, not a curated record